AUGUCAUCUGAAACUUUUCUCGAUCAUAAACCAUUCUUAUCCGAUUCGUUUGAUGUUCACGCCUAUGCCAAUGCGAUUUUACAAGGGAAAGUAUACAGACCCGAUGAAAAAGUAGAAGAAGGGAGUAAAGCGGAUAAGGAGAAGGGUGAUGGGGAUGUGGGAGCUGAGUUGGCAAGGUUGAAUUACGGUAUUGAACAUGUAACGAGACAACUCAGGCAGGAGAUAACAUCGUCUUACCGUCUACAUACCAAGAUACAUACACCAUAUUCCAAUUUAUCAUUACUCGUCGCACGUCAACAGGUUCUAGGACUGGUGACAGACUUGACUCGACGAGCUAGUAGAUUCGUAUUGCUAGCUCGACGAUUGGAAGGACAGUUGAGGAAAAUGGAGGAGAGUGAAAAAGGGAAAGUGGAAGGUGAAAGGGAAAGGGAAUUGGCAAAAGCAGCUCUAAGCGUAGCUGAGUUGGAUGCAUUACUCAAACCACCUUCCACCGAUGACGAUGAGGAGUUGAACGAUGCUCAGCAGAUACCGUUACAAGAAUUGGAGUUCGUGGAAGCAUACUUACCCGUGAUCGAUAAAGCUCGAGAUACGAUAAUACAGGAAAUGGAAAGCAUGGUGGUCAGUGGUCUAGCAGAUCUGAACCAAUCACUACUGUCAUCAUCUUUACAGACAGCCCACAAUUUACGUCUAUUACCAGAUCUGGUAUCAAACCUAAUAGCAGACUUGAAUGACGCCGUUACGCUGAGAGUGACGAAGGCAUUCGAUUCAGCGGGUAUAGGGAAAGAAGUUGCUGCGAAAGAGGGUGCGACAUCACACAGUGCCAUCAAGUUCUCGCGAGGUAGACCAGCUACUGAACCUACCAGCUCAAACACCCAAUUAUGGGUAAAUACACUUUGGAGUAGAUUGGAAAAGGUCGUGGAGGACGUUGCGAAUUGUUGUAUAAAGGUCUAUACUUUGGAGAAAGUGCUGAAACUGAAGAAAGAUGCUGUGACUGGAGUGGAGUUCUUAGAUGAAGUGAUGAAAACCCUUGACGAAAAGCCUAGUUUCGCAUUUUGGACGACACUAGCUAAAGCAUUCGAAAGUCAAUCCAAAGAUGCUAUAAGAUCUUCCCCUUGGCUUCAGCAGGCUCUGAGCACGGGCUACCCGCGGUUAUUACGAUUGUUCCAUGACUUCUUUUCGAAGAUUGCUGUGCAUACCGACACGGUCUAUACAAGAGACUAUCAGAGUACCGAAGCAGUACUCGUGCUCCGAUCUGUAUCAAUGUUCGAGACCCUCUAUCUAUCUCGAUCGACAACACGGAUGAACGACUCGAUUUCUACCGCCCUGUCAUCUUAUUUAUCUGCGAGAGGUAAUCCUCCUGGUCCGGGUGAUGGUGUCAGUAUAGCAAGGACAAUAACGAACGAAUUGGAUUCAGCAAGGUUCGAUCCGUUAUUGGUACGGACAGUAGCUAGAAAUGCUGGGAAAGUGUUAGACGGAUUUAUCAAGCGCAUAGAUGCUAUGUUGGUCAAAGAUUUCACGGCGACUAGUUUGAUUGGACCGAACGCUACUCCCGCGCAAGUGGUGAAUGCUCAACUUGUUGGAUGUUUAUACCAUUGUUGGUUGAAUGUGCAGUACGUGCAGCAUGACUUCGUAGGAAAGGUCUGGGAAACUUUGAGUCCGUCUGUCGAUUCGCUCGAAUCGACAUAUAAACGAAUAACAGACUUGCUCGAUUCCGCACUUCGAAAAGAAUUCGUCAGUAUUCUCACGCGUAUACAUAAAGUGGAUUUUUCAAAACCUAUGGAUCCAAUGACGAUGGGUUCAGGCGGUGGAUCGCCAUAUAUGCAAGAUUUGAUAGAUAAACUUUCGUUUGUGAGGAGUGAGAUAUUGGGCAGGAUGAGUUUGGGUGAGAUGAUGAAGGAAUGGGUGAUCGACCUAAGUAGAUAUAUAAUCAAAACUUUCCUUCUACACGCCUCGAUAGCCCGACCACUGGGUGAAAGUGGUAAAUUAAAGUUAACAGGAGAUAUGACGGAGCUGGAAAUGGGAAUUACGAAUUUACUCAACACUGGUAGAGUACAGGGUUCUAGGGGAGGUAUGAAGGUAGAGAAAAUAGGUGAAGAGUAUUUGGCUUUGAGAUCUUUUAGAACGCUAUUAUUCUCAGAUGAUAGUAAUUUAUCCAACCCCGUUGAAACUGUCCAUCUACCACCAAUCAUAAUACUCAAUCACAUAUUGGUCUUAUCGGCCAAAUUCAAAUUACCAAACGAUUUACAUAAUUGGACUGAACAUGAAUAUGUAUUGUGGAUAGAGAAACAUGAUCAGGAAGAACAAUUGGAUUUGAUCGAAAAAUCUUUGAAUGCUCAACUGAGGAAUGCCGAAGAAGGCGGAGAGGAUGAUUUGUAUGUUAGGUUGGUAAGAGAAGUGUUGGAUCAUGCUAGACAUGAUGAAGAUGAAACUCCAGGUGUAGGAUGA
Molecule: messenger RNA, 2445 nt
Organism: Kwoniella botswanensis
Lineage: Eukaryota; Fungi; Basidiomycota; Tremellomycetes; Tremellales; Cryptococcaceae
Exons: 16
Coding region: 1-2445 (814 amino acids)
Biological process (GO): intra-Golgi vesicle-mediated transport
Cellular component (GO): COG complex
Source: RefSeq, a predicted model, not a curated record